AUGUCCACCAAGUUCCACAAAGCGCCCCCUUUCAGGGCAGAGCACAUGGGCUCUCUCCUUCGCCCUCAGAAGCUCCUCGAUAUUCGCGAAGGCAAGAUCCGUGAUCAGGGUCUGUCCGAGGAGGAAGCCGGUCUUCCCGCCGUCGAGAAGGAGUCUGUCGCCGAGGUCGUCCAGCUGCAGCGCGAUCUGGGCAUCAAGGGCGUCACCUCGGGCGAAUUCAACCGCACCCGUUUCUGGGGCCUCAUGUGGGAUGAGUUCGAAGGCUCUACCCGCUUGCAGGAUGCCGAGGCCAGCAUGUUCCGGCUGUACCACCCCGACGUGGUGAGCCUUAUCGAGAAGGACCGCAAGGUCAUGCCCGGCGACUCUGUCAUCGCCGGCGGAAAGCUGUCUCACUCGCCCUCAAAGUCCAAGUCCAACUUGCAUGAGCUGCGUUUGGUGCAGGCUGCCCUGCCGAAAGAAGAGUGGAAGGACAUCAAGUUGACCAUGAUCACGCCAGCUUGGUUCCACAUGCGCUACAAGCAGGGCAGAGCAUACACCAAGGAGGCGUACGCCAACGAUGCUGAGUACUUCAAGGAUGUUGCCAAGGUUUACCAGGCCGAACUCCAGCAGCUUUACGACGCUGGCUUGCGCAACGUUCAAUUCGACGACCCCGGCAUGGCUUACUUCUGUUCGCAACAGUUCCGCAAAGGCUGGGAGGAGGACAAGGACAAUGAAGGCACCGUUGAAGACCUCCUUGACGCCUACAUUGCUCUGUACAACGACACAGUCAGCAAGCUUCCCGAAGACAUGCACACCGGUAUUCACCUGUGCCGCGGCAACUUCAUCGGGGGCCGCCACUUCGCCGAGGGUUCUUACGACAUCAUCGCCAAGAAGCUCUUCCAGAACCUCAACGUCAACACAUUCUAUCUCGAGUACGACACCGAGCGCGCCGGCGGUUUCGAGCCCCUCCAAUUCCUCCCUAAGAAUAAGAACGUCGUUGUGGGUAUCAUUAGCACCAAGAUCCCCAAGCUCGAGGAUAAGGAGGAGAUGAAGGCCCGCGUUCUCAAGGCUGCGGAGUACGUCGCCAAGGGAAGCGGUGAGACCAAGGAGGAGGCGCUCAAACGUAUCUGCGUGUCUCCCCAGUGCGGUUUCAGCACGCAUGAGAGCGGAUACCCGUUGAGUUUGGAGGACGAGAAGAGCAAGCUUUCUUUGAUUAGGAAGAUUGCUGACGAGAUUUGGGGCGAGGCGUAA
Molecule: messenger RNA, 1230 nt
Organism: Colletotrichum abscissum
Lineage: Eukaryota; Fungi; Ascomycota; Sordariomycetes; Glomerellales; Glomerellaceae
Product: 5-methyltetrahydropteroyltriglutamate-homocysteine methyltransferase
Exons: 2
Coding region: 1-1230 (409 amino acids)
Molecular function (GO): 5-methyltetrahydropteroyltriglutamate-homocysteine S-methyltransferase activity; zinc ion binding
Source: RefSeq, a predicted model, not a curated record